UUUUUUUUUUUUUAAAAAAAGGCGGAUAUCAUUUCUUUCACUCCAAUAAGAAAGUGAUAAACGCUUGCUGGUGAGGCCUGUUCUAGCUGCGGUGUUCUCUCUCCGCUAGCUCACAUAACCUGGGGGGAAUGCGAAAGAUGUUGCCAGAACAAUUUUGAGCAGUGAUUCAGACGUUAAAAUAGAGAAAGCUGCAGGGCAGAACGUUCCCAGCGGUGCCCUGCACAGAACUUUCUCCUGUCAAACCGUAGCUCCACUAAAUGAGAGAUCUUGACAAGCCGCCACAUUUAAGGGGGAGACUCCUGAAGAAAACACAGCCGCAUUCUCCUGUGACAUCUGAAACAUAAUACAAUUCACAGCAGGAGCUGCAGUAAGUAGGUGAUGGGCCUGGUGUGGUGUGGAACUCAGGCAGAGAUGCCCAGAGGUGCUGGCCCAUCAACGGGCACCAACGGCGGGGGGAAUGGCUACGAGACGCCCUCUGCCUCUGAUCUCCAGAGAUUGAUGUGGGUGAAGAAGGGCACCAGUGCCCACAUGGAUGAAGUGGUGCCCAGGAUCUACAUCGGAGACAUGUAUGCAGCCAAGGACAAGAGACUGCUGCAGGGCCACAACAUUUCUUACGUGCUGAACGCAGCACACGGCAAGUACAACGUCAACACGGGCGCCAGCUUCUACAGGGACACCAAGAUCACGUACCACGGCGUGGAGGCCUUCGACAUGUCCUCGUUCGACCUGAGCCCCUUCUUCUACUCGGCCGCUACGUUCAUCAAGAACGCCAUGGACACACCAGGAGGUAAAGUGCUUGUCCACUGCGCCAUGGGCUUGAGUCGCUCCUCCUCGCUAGUGCUGGCCUACUUGAUGAUCCAUGAGAACAAGACCCUGCCGGACGCCAUCAAGGCUGUGGCCGAGAACCGAAACAUUUGCCCCAACCAAGGCUUCCUGGAGCAGCUCCGGCAACUGGACAAAGAGCUGUACAGCCAGAGGAGAACAGGAAACAGAGUGUAGUGGACUACGGCAUGCUGGGAAGGAAGCGGACAGGCCAGGAGGACAUUUAAUGAACUGCAGAUGCGUCGUGAAACGAGCUUUGCAACAACAGCUUUGUGUCCAAUAGUCUGCAUCCCAAGCCCACAAGUGUUGUGUUUUGCUGUAUUUGUGACCAUAUUUGAACUCUCAGUCUUGUGAAAUAAUGGUGUCUUCAGGGCCUAUUGUGGUCACUGUCAGUUUAUAUAUACGUGAAUGUAUAUGAAGUCUUUUUUUUGUUUAUACUACAUUGUCUUUUUUUGUUUAUACUAUAUUGUCGUGUUAACAGCUCCAUUGGAGCUAAUGGACAUUUUGGCACUCGGUUGAUAAAUGAUUGUACGAGAGUUCACAGUGAAGACACAAACACAUCUGCAAUGGGGGGCUUCUUAGAGUGCGCGCAGAAAAGCGACUUGGCCACCGCCGCCAGCGUUGCUCCUCUGCAGGCCAGCUCUGGCCAGAUUCUCAGCUGUGUGCGACAGAUUGGAACCCCUCCUGUGUCUCGCUCGCUGGUUUAUAAUUAGCUUCCUGCCAAAGAGGCAAACGCUGUCCAGAAAUAAAAAAACACGCCGCCACGGAAGCAGCAACUCACGUCCGUAGGAGGUAGACAUUUGUGUUGAGGAGGAGGAGGA
This is a messenger RNA of Sardina pilchardus (European sardine), 1643 nucleotides long. Its product is annotated as dual specificity phosphatase 29-like. The transcript has 5 exons. Gene Ontology annotation, cellular component: cytoplasm. Lineage: Eukaryota; Metazoa; Chordata; Actinopteri; Clupeiformes; Clupeidae. Gene Ontology annotation, molecular function: MAP kinase phosphatase activity; protein tyrosine/serine/threonine phosphatase activity. The coding region runs from base 379 to 999 and encodes 206 amino acids. The record is from RefSeq and is a predicted model, not a curated record. Gene Ontology annotation, biological process: protein dephosphorylation; negative regulation of MAPK cascade.